AUCGGCGCCACCGGGCGCUCUGACCACCGCCAGCAGGCAGAGGAUGACGUGUCUUGCUGAAAGCCACAAAGACUGAGACAGUCAGAGCAGAGGUUUUGAACCGGCAACCCAACGGUUACAGGACAAACCUCCUGAAAAUUGGCCUGUAUGGCAGAAUCUGGCAUUUUCACAUGUUGAACCUUGUUGUGAGCAUGUCGAUGAAUGUGCAUUGUCCAAUUUUAAAUAAAUAAACUCUAAACUAAAAUGAUGACCUGAUGGUCCUCUGCAUCCAUUUAUGAUCGGUGCCAUGUUUUACUAUUGUAGUCAGAGAGUGUGUCAUUUUCAUGUACAAACACUGAGGAAUCCUAAACUUGGGAUUUGAAUAUAAAGCAGACCAGGCUGCUGUGUGGGACCGGGCUCAGUUUUAUGAUGUCAGGUGAACAGUAGCUGUUGAGCUGAAAAGUCUGAGCAGAGACACUUCUUCCCUCGUCGCUCCGCCGUGAACGCAGCUUCCUCCAGCCUCCAGGAUCGUCGAGCACCAGACCCGGCAGCAUGUGCGGCAUAUUCAAAGGCUUCCAGGCCAUUUUACGUCUCCUGGAAAUCAUAUUCAGCGCCGCGGCUCUCAUCGUCGUCAUCUUCAGAGGCAGAAUGGUCGCCCCGUGGGGGGUGUGGUGCGAAUUUGUCUGGGUGUUCUGCAUCGUGGUGCCCCUGGUCCUGAUUGUGGUGGAGUGCAAAAAGUGGCACAUCCUCCUGGCCGCCUUCCUCCCCGACUGGGCCGAUCUGACCUGUGGGCUGACCGAGGUGUGCACGACCAUGAUCUUCUCCGCCACGGUGGCCUUCGCCGCCGUUUUCACCUGUCUCACCUGCAUCGUGGACAUCCUGUGCGUCAUCUUCUCACUGGUCGCCACCGUGUGCUUCCUGAUUGACCUCAUCAUGCAGAAGAUAAAGAGGCCCAGCGGCUACAUGUCCAGCUGUAGAGGAGGUCUGCGCAUAUCCGAGGCUUUCGUCGCCUGCAUGAUCCUCACUGCUGCCACCGACCACUUUGUGAGAGGGGAAUGGUUCUACAAGCCUAUCGGGAUGAUAUUAUGCACCAUUAUCUUUGGAGUUUGCCUCCUGGUGACGGCGCUCAUCAUUGUGCUUAAUCUGCUGAAGCUGCUGCAGUGUCUGCUCGUGUUCAAGCUGAGCCUGCUGGAGUUUGUGUUCAACAUUGUGGCGGCGGUGCUCUACCUGCUGGCUCUCAUUCUUUGGACGGUUUUCGGCUACAGACGCUACAUGCACAAUCCUUACUCCUGUACCAAAUGCACAUAUGCAGACAUGAAUGCUGUUACGGUUGGAACCAGCUUGAACCUCAUUCUUUACAUCGUAGACCUGGUUUUGUCCCUAAAAGCGCUGUAGAAAAGUAAAAACCUUAAGACGUGCGGGUCCUGCAUGGCUCGAUUCAUUCGUUUACAACAUUGGCAUCUUCCAGGUACAAUAUGUGGGAGAUGAAAAAUACCUUUGGAUUAAAAUGUAAACUGUUGCCGUCUUGGUGAAAAGAUGAUCAAUAAAAGGUGAAAAAACACAGUUGAGAGGUUUGUCCUGUUUUUUAUUGGAGUCUAAAGCGUUAGCUGGCAUUUGACUAUAAGGGCAUCAAUAAACGUAGCCGUAGCUCACAGAUAAACGGUAUUCAAAUUUUUACAAAGUCUCACUUGCGUGUGAUAAAACUGAGAUGAUAAAUGCAAAUGUCAGACGUUGGG
This is a messenger RNA of Fundulus heteroclitus (mummichog), 1715 nucleotides long. RefSeq names its product myeloid-associated differentiation marker-like protein 2. The record is from RefSeq and is a predicted model, not a curated record. Lineage: Eukaryota; Metazoa; Chordata; Actinopteri; Cyprinodontiformes; Fundulidae. The transcript has a single exon. Bases 532 to 1374 code for a protein of 280 amino acids. Gene Ontology annotation, cellular component: membrane.